This is a messenger RNA of Antechinus flavipes (yellow-footed antechinus), 432 nucleotides long. RefSeq names its product keratin-associated protein 19-3-like. NCBI's taxonomy places the organism in Eukaryota, Metazoa, Chordata, Mammalia, Dasyuromorphia, Dasyuridae. Bases 4 to 231 code for a protein of 75 amino acids. The record is from RefSeq and is a predicted model, not a curated record. The transcript has a single exon.
ACCAUGAGCUACUACGGCAGCUACUAUGGAGGCCUGGGCUAUGGCUAUGGCUCUGGUUAUGGCUGUGGAUGUGGCAGCUAUCGUGGCCUAGGCUAUGGCUUUGGAGGCUGUGGCUGUGGAAGCCUGGGCUAUGGUGGUUAUGGCUAUGGAGGCCUGGGCUAUGGUGGCUAUGGCUAUGGCUGCUGCCGCCCAUCUUGCUGUGGAAGAUAUUCUUCCUAUGGCUUCUACUGAAAGAAUAUCUGCUCCUGCAGGAUCAUGGAAUCCUUGUCCAAACCAGCUUGAAGUGAACUCCAUGACUUUGGAAGGACAUAAUAUUCUAUGUACAGCUACGUGACAUAGGAGAGCAUCUUGGAAUCCUUAUGGACCACUCAAGAUAGUGAAGUGGCAGAGACUGAGAUGCAGUCAGACCCACCCUUCUGGAAUUGAAGCAGA